AUGGAAACUGUAGACAAGCGGCAGCGGGCACUCCUGGCGCAGCCGCCAGCGCCGCCGCCGGCGGAGGACGCCGCGGAUCCGGUCGCCGCUGUUUUCGGCAACGUGGACCUCCUCCGCGAGAUUCUCCUCCUCCUCGACGCCCCGUCGCGCCUCAUCCGCGCCGCGCUCGUCUCCACGCGCUGGCACGACGCCGCCAGGGACCCGGCGUUCCUCCGCCGGUUCCGUGCGCGCUGCCCGCCCGCCCUCCUGGGUUUCUUCGCCGCGUUCGGCCAAGGCACCCUUUGGCCGCUGGCGGCGCCCCAACCCAAGGUAGACGUCGUGCGCUUCGUGCCCCUACCUCACCCACCGGAGCUCGACGGCGCCGCGCGCCUCGUUGGCGCCACCUUCAACGGCGGCGCACCCACGGAUCUCGUCGUGGGCUGCCGCAACGGCCGCGUCCUCGUCAAGCACGGGGGCCGCCACGGCAAGAAGUACUCUGUGCGCACCCCACUGCGGUCGGUGGCCCUCGGUAGUGUUAUUCGGCGGCCGGCGUCGUUCCCUUCCCGCGAUCUCAUCACACAAGGCGUCCCCUUCGCGCAGGUUGAGCUCAUCCCAUUUCCCGGCGCCGGCGGCGAUCCCCGCGACGCCGACGCCAGCACCCUGUCCGCAUUUGGCGAGACGAUCAUGAUGCCCUCCAGGUUCGAUUCUACCAUGGGGAAAUUUAUCCAGCAGGUAGUGUAUGUCCGGCGGCAAACUAGAGGAUGGGCGACCCACGUCUCGCCCCCAUUGGAGCUCCCUGUUCCGGUGGUGUUCCACAGAGAACCCUGCAGCCUGCUGGUGGGGGGCAGGUGGCUCUGCAUGACCACCGUGCUCGGUUGCAUCGUCGUCUUCGAUCUGGCCACAGAGACCUUCUCCGUGGUGAGCUUCCCCGAUGGCGUGACGGUGUCCUGUGUGGAGCUAGACAUCCUGGACCACACCCUGGCAAGGGCUGGGGAUACCGGGAUCUACCUCGUCCAUGCCAAGGGCGUGGAGCUUCAUGUUUGGUUCCGGAGGAUGGACGGAGGCGCAGCAGGCAUCUGGGAAAGGGUGGAAACUGUUUAUCUCCCUAUGUUGUUUGGUGACCUUGUUGCCAUGAAAAUCUGGGAUUAUCUUGUUUCCCGGAAUGCUAAAUUGGUGGACGUCGAUCACUUCUAUGUUUGGGAUUUGGAAUACGGUGUAGAGGUUCAUGACGUUGUUGGGGAUGACGCAGAGUUUGUGUUCCUGACAGUGGCAAAACAUGGGCCCGUGUUCUUAUUGGAUGUCAAGAAGAGGAAGGUCGAGAAGGUGCUGCAGACGUGUGGCGAUGGUCGUCAGCUGUGUGGGAUCUCUGCCUUCAUGAUGCCAUGGCCUCCAGUCUUCCCAGCAUUGAGCCAAAGGGGGUGA
Messenger RNA from Panicum virgatum (switchgrass), 1401 nucleotides. RefSeq lists its product as uncharacterized. The record is from RefSeq and is a predicted model, not a curated record. The transcript has a single exon. The coding region runs from base 1 to 1401 and encodes 466 amino acids. Gene Ontology annotation, molecular function: protein binding. Lineage: Eukaryota; Viridiplantae; Streptophyta; Magnoliopsida; Poales; Poaceae.